Messenger RNA from Penicillium riverlandense, 474 nucleotides. Its product is annotated as hydrophobin family protein. NCBI's taxonomy places the organism in Eukaryota, Fungi, Ascomycota, Eurotiomycetes, Eurotiales, Aspergillaceae. Gene Ontology annotation, molecular function: structural constituent of cell wall. Gene Ontology annotation, cellular component: fungal-type cell wall. The transcript has 3 exons. The record is from RefSeq and is a predicted model, not a curated record. Bases 1 to 474 code for a protein of 157 amino acids.
AUGCGUCUCAAUACUCUUUCCGUUCUUACUUUCAUCUCUACUGUUGCUGCCAUGCCGCCGGCUUUUGGCCACAGCAAUGGUAUGGGUAAUAUGGGCAACACCGAUGGCCUCUUCCCUGUGCCUGACGAUAUGACGAUCGACCAGGCGCAGGCCAAGUGCGGUAACGAAGCCCAGCUCUCUUGCUGCAACAAGGCUAGGUAUGCCAAAGACACCACGGAUGCCGAAAAAGGUAUCCUAGCUGGUGCUCUGAGCAACCUCAUUAGCGGUGGCUCUGCUUCUGAAGGAGUGGGUCUGUUCCAGGAGUGCUCGCAACUGGAUCUUCAGAUUCCAAUCCUCAUUGGCAUUCCGCUCCAGGACCUGGUCAAGAAGAAGUGCCAGCAGAACAUCGCGUGCUGCCAGAACUCUCCAUCUAGUGCAGACCACGAUGGGGUUGGCGCUGGUCUGCCUUGUAUCACUCUUGGUGCCCUGCUCUAA